Molecule: messenger RNA, 1869 nt
Organism: Purpureocillium lilacinum
Lineage: Eukaryota; Fungi; Ascomycota; Sordariomycetes; Hypocreales; Ophiocordycipitaceae
Cellular component (GO): nucleus
Molecular function (GO): protein binding
Source: RefSeq, a predicted model, not a curated record
AUGGCGCAACGACAGCCGUCAACACCACCACAGCCCCCGGCCUUCGAGGUCCGCCCCCAUCCGACCAAGGGCCGCGCCCUGCACGCCGCCGCCGCCUUCCCCCCCGGUGCCGCCGUCCACGUCUUCGCCGCGCCCGCCCUCCUCAUCCCCUCGCUGCCGCACCUCGCCCUCGUCUGCGCCCACUGCCUCCGCCCGGGCAACCCCCGCGCAUGCACCCGCUGCCGCGCCGCCUACUACUGCGACGCCGCCUGCCAGGCCGGCGCGUGGGCUGCCGGCCACGCCCGCGAGUGCAAGGCCUUGCGCCGGCGUCAGGGGGAGCCGCAGCCUCAGUCCGCGUCGCAGUCGCAGUCGCAGUCGCAGUCAUCCAAGUCUCAGCAGAAGCAGAAGCAGAAGCAGACCCCCGGGGCAUCAUCCCGGAGCAACGACGACGACAGCAAUGACACCCUCGACGACGCCCCCUCGUCCUCCUCCGCGUCCGCAUCCUCCUCCUCCGGCGGCGCCGCCAGGAGGAGGCCCAGCGCCGGCGAAAAGGUCGCCGGCCGCUCUGGCGCCGAGCUGCCCACGCCCGCCCGCGCCCUCGUCCAGGCCCUGCUGCGCGAGGACCUCGCCGACGCGCUGGACGGGCUCGAGGGCCACGCCGCCCGCCGCCGUGAGCAGAGCGGCGCCGCCGAGUGGCGCGAGAUGGAGAUCAUGGCCAUGGCCGCGUGCGCCUUUGCCGGCAAGCCUGUCAACGAGAAGGAGGUGCGCCGCGCUGUCGACCUAUUGUGCAAGAUCCAGACAAAUGCCUUUCACAGGUUCGACGCAGAUCUCGGCCAGGUCGGUCUCUUCCUCGAGCCGACCCUCGCCAUGGCCAAUCACUCGUGUGUCCCCAACGCCAUGGUCCAGUUCAUCGGGCGGACUGCAGUCUUGAGAGCGGAGCGCAGCAUCGAGGCUGGCGAUGAGAUUGAGAUUUCUUACACGGACUACACAUACCCCUACACCAUGCGAAAGGAGGCCCUCGCCCAGUAUUGCUUCGAGUGCCGCUGCCCUCGCUGCAAAGACAACCUCAAUGUCUACCAAGUGUGCGCCACCACACCCGUGGCCGCUCCGCCCGGCACCAGCCUGGCUCCCGACGCUUCCUCCACCGCUCAGCAUCACUCUGCCGUCAUCGACGAGGCGACGGUCGCGCUGGCAAAGUCCAACGGCGAGUCCGCCACCAGACUGAUCGAGGACUGGUCCAAGCCCGACAUGGCACCUAGCCGUCGCCUCCAGCUCCGCGCUCAGUACAGCGACUGCAGGGGUCUUGUCGGAGGCGAGUUGUGGGCCGUCACGCCUGUACCUCAGGUGUUGACCGAGAUAUCCAUAUACUACGCCGAGAAGCGCAAUUUCGCCUUUGCGCUGGCCGUGGCGUGUCUUAUCGCAACCAGAGCCGACCCGUACCGAUAUGUGGCGUGGUUUCACCCCGUCAGGGUCAAGAACCUCUUUAUGAUUGCCAAACUUCUGGCCCACACCGCCGAGAAGAGCGCCUCCCUCAGCAGCUCAGUCAUGUCGCCGCCGAUGAGGGCCAACAUGGACCAGGAGGCUCAAAUCAAGCUUCAGGAGAUUGACCAGGUGGCCCUGUGCCAGAUGCUGCUGGUCAUGGUCCUUCGCGCCGCCCCCAGCGGUGUUUCUAACGAGUGGGAUCUCGUGCAGCCCGCCCGAGAGCUGCUCGAAGACAUUGAGCAGCUGCCGGGACGGGAAAAGGAGCUUUCGCUCAUCAAUGCCUGGAUCAAGGACCCGGCGACCGAGACUUCCAAGUCGUUCUUCGACUAUGCUGUGGUGCAGCAGGUGAAUGCCCUCGCCAGCCUGGGCACUGCGGCUCUAAAAAUGGACUUUGGAAUCGUGUUUUGA